Messenger RNA from Labeo rohita (rohu), 1186 nucleotides. RefSeq names its product oleoyl-ACP hydrolase (gene olah). The transcript is spliced from 7 exons. The coding region runs from base 108 to 872 and encodes 254 amino acids. The record is from RefSeq and is a predicted model, not a curated record. Gene Ontology annotation, biological process: lipid biosynthetic process. NCBI's taxonomy places the organism in Eukaryota, Metazoa, Chordata, Actinopteri, Cypriniformes, Cyprinidae.
CCACUGUACUGCAAACUAUGAUCUACAGAUGGCAGAAGUGUGCUUGGCAUGUAUCUCAUUACCAAAGAAGAAGACUGUACAGGAUAUAUCCUGCACUGUAAACAGGAAUGGAUAAAGUCAUAACCUGUUUCACCAAGCGCCCAGAUGCUUCGGUCCGUCUCAUCUGUUUUCCCUGGGCAGGUGGAGGCUCUAUCCAUUAUGCCCGCUGGGCCAAAACUCUCAACAACUCUAUUGAAGUGUACUCAGUUCGACUGCCAGGUAGAGAAGGGAGAGCCAAGGAACCAUUUUUUCAAAAUAUGCAGGAAAUCAUUGAUGAGGUCAUCGGUGUGCUUCUUCCACAACUCAAAGAAAAACCAUUUGCACUCUUCGGACAUAGUUUUGGAGCUAUGACCUCCUUUGCUUUUGCUGAGCAUGUAAAGAAGGUCUACAACCUUGAGCCGAUCCACGUGUUUCUCUCUGGAGCAUCUGCACCAUAUUCUGAGGCAAGACUGCAGGCACCAAGAAGAAGCCAUCUGUCAGAUCAGGAGUUUCUUGUGUGGGUCACUUCUAUUGGAGGCACACCACCAGAAUUACUGGCCAAUGCUGAGCUCGCCAAACUCUUCUUACCUGCGCUGAAAGCAGACCUCUGUGUAGUGGACAACUAUAGAUGUAGCAGACCAUCAACACCCUUUCUGUCAUGUCCAGUAUCGUGUUUUGACGGAAAAGAGGAUGUACCCCAUGACUUACAAGCUUGGAAGGACAUGACAAGUGGUGACUUCACUGUGCAGAUGCUUUCUGGAUCUCAUUUUUACUUGAAAGAAGAAGCAAAUGAAAAAUAUAUACUGGACCACAUCACAAAACAUCUUGAGACGGCAGAGAUGGACUAUCUGUAGAAACUCUCUUUCAUUAUUUAACAGCAAACGUGAUAAGUUUAUGAUAUAACAACACAUGCAUUCCUAAUUCAUAUUCACACAUUUUGUGUGCAUGUGAGAAAAAUAAAAUAGAUACAAAAGGUUAAACCAAGUAAUGCCAAAAGUAAUCAUUCCAUUAACGGUGCACUGAAAUAUUCCCCUGCUGAAAAAAAAAAAAAACCAGCUAAAACCAGCCUAAGCUGGUUGGCUGGUCAUAGCUGGUUUUAUCUGGUUUCCCAGCCUGGCUAGGCUGUUCAAGCUGGCCUCCUGAACAUUUAAAGAAGUGUCCAAAACCC